This is a messenger RNA of Moneuplotes crassus, 1898 nucleotides long. The record is from the annotation of a GenBank genome assembly. Lineage: Eukaryota; Ciliophora; Spirotrichea; Euplotida; Euplotidae.
UUUCUCAUUUCCAUUAUUCAUGAUUUCAGAAUUUAGCGAUGGUAAUUUAACCAGAUUAUUUCUGGAUGUCUUCGCUUCGUUAAAAAGCUGCUGGUCUCAAAUAUUUCUUUCCGAUUUUAUAUCCUAAUUAUCUUAAUACCAGCUUGAGCAUCCAUAAAUAAUUGAGCAUAGAAUCAAACUUAUGGCAGAAAGAGAAAGAAUACUGCCGAAAGCUUACCGAAACUAAGGCCCAAAGGGUAAUCUCCAGCCGUAAGUUAUUCAAUUGCCUUAAGCCCAUCUAACUUUUGGUUUCUAACUUUCAUGACCGAUUAGACAUCAACAUUAAAUUUGAUGUACGAUAAUGGUUGUACUAAUAAUUAUUUAGGAGAACAAGCCAGAAAUAAAAGAAUCAGUCAAUGAAUUCAAAGUAUGCUUAAUUCACUCAGCAUUAGAAAUUAACAACAAUAUUUGCCAAAUGGAUGUCAAGAUAAAUAUUUCAAAAAAUAAAAAUGCUGAAGAGCCAGAACAAUUAAAGCCGAUCAAUAACGCUAGAAAUAAAGAUAGCAAGAGUAUAAUCCUUGAUACUAUUAACUUUAACAGCCUAAGCCCCAAUAGGAGAGAGUUUAUUCAUAUGUCACCAGAUAAUCUACAUACAUUCACUACUUUCAAUUCAAGGGUUUUAAAUGCAACACCUUCUACCAAAAAUUACGAAGAGAUACCUUGGGAGAACAUCAUGGUUAAAAAUUUGAAGCAGAAAUAAGUUAGCCCAUAUUAGAAACUCCCAAAGUACCAAAAGGAAGAGGUAUGUCUCAAAGAGGAUAAACUCUAUCACCUAUCCAGAGAAGAGGAAGGUGCAUCCCAAAUAAGAAGAGUAUUGUGGCAUACUAUUCUCCAAUAUCACACAGUCCAACUAGCUUUAUUAAACAGAAACAGAAGCCUUACUCCAAGAUCUUUUACGGCAAUUCAAAGUUUUUAAAAUCUAAAUAAUAAGAAAAUCCUCUGUCCUAAAAAUAACACACUGAGUCCCUCCAUGGUUGAUAUGGUGACUCAAGAGUGCAGUAAAGAUUUGAUAGAGACUCCCAUGAUGAUCAAAGCUAAAGGACUUCAGUCCAAAACUAAAGAUAGCUGGAGAGCUAAAGCCAAAAAGGAAAAUCGUAAAAAUGCCUCAGUAAAGAAGAAGAGAACUAUAAAGAAAACUCAUUCUAAGCAGAGUUUUUAUAAUACCUCAAACCACAAUACAUCCAAAGCAAGCUCUUUCAGGGAGCCUUUUAUCUCAAUAAACUUCAAGAGUAACCAGCAUACUCCCAAUAAGAGUUACUCACCACCAAUUAAAUAACUAUACACUCUCACAUAAAGGAGAGAGUCCCUUUAAAGACUGAAAGAACCAGAUCAGCAGGGAUUCUUCAACUAAAUAAAUCCAAUGCCGCCAGGUUAAAAAGCAGGAAGCUCAGAAAAAUUCCUCAGAUCUCAUUACAUACAACUAAACGUAAAUAAAGACAGAGCUGCAAAGAAAAAGACUGAGAACUUGAAAACCCAAAAUAUUGUGAAAAGUAUCCGAAAAGUCACAAUGCCAAAAUUGAAGAUAAACAAUAAGAAAUUAAAAUAACAUGUUUAAUAAAAAGAAGCGUACAAGCUUCGCCUUUCAAGAACUUUCUCAUAAUGAGAGUUCUGAUCCUUUUAUUAAAAUCUUUGUAAAAAAUAAAAGGAAGAAAAUAAUAACCCCAAGCCCAUUGCCUUCACAUAGAAAAUGGAAUUCAAAAUUUAUAAGAAAUGACCUAAAGUUAUUUAAAAACCUCCGUGAUUAUGAAUUCAUCAAUCUUAGUAAGUACCAAGAGCGGCAUCCUUCCCGUAGUAGAGGUCAGUAUCACAACAUGGAUCUCAAAAAUGACAUGAAAUUAAAAGCAAUCAACUCAAUCUAG